Messenger RNA from Helobdella robusta, 3966 nucleotides. RefSeq lists its product as hypothetical. Lineage: Eukaryota; Metazoa; Annelida; Clitellata; Rhynchobdellida; Glossiphoniidae. The transcript has 5 exons. The record is from RefSeq and is a predicted model, not a curated record. Bases 1 to 3966 code for a protein of 1321 amino acids.
AUGGCUACGAUGAUGGCUAUGUUUAUAAAUCCUAUUUUAUGGCUGCAACUCUCAGAGAAUGAUGUUUCGAGGAAAUUUAACGAUGAAAAUAAAACAAGAAACACUUCAAAGUGUCCGGGAUACGUUUGGUUGCUGGUAGAUGAUUGGCGGGAGAAUGAAGAGUUGUUUAGAUACGACCUUCUCAUUGGCUGCCCAUCGCAUUUUAAUUUUGUUGCGUGGUUUCAUUGUCCAACAACGAUUGAGCAGCAAUUGAACAGGCAACGUCAGAAAUCACUCCACAUGAUGCAACUACAACAAUCUUCUCAACAACAGGAUGAACGACACUCCUGGACAUCCAGACAUGGUCAACAACAAAAUUAUCACCAUCAAAAACAGCAGCAAAGGAGGCAAACAGACACACAACAUCGAAUGAAAAGGUUCCUCGUUAACCACUCCAAUUCACAGGAACAAAUUUCAUUGCUACGUAACGCCACGCCUCAAUAUCAUACAAAUCGCCAGAGUUUGUUUCGAGAUUUGCAUCACAAAGAACAAGCGGAUGCUCAACAAUACAAUCAAGUUCAACUGCUGCAGCAACAACAACCGCUCAACGAAGAAAUGCAACAACAGUUGAAAAGGUGUCAACAAAUGUCCUUACGAAUAUUCUCUCACGUAUCAUACAAAAUUGUUCUGGACGACGGAAAGAAGGUUGUUAAAAGAAUUCUUUCAUCACUAACGUACAAAAAAUUUGUUGAAGUUUCAAAAAACGUUGACAUCUCCGAUGAGCUUUUACAUGAAAUCACGAAUGAUGUGCAUUCCUCGCAGCAUCAUGUUCAGCCAACGAAAGAUAUUUAUAAGAAAACGCAUUCAAUCAGAUUUCAUAACGACGCCGUCAACAACGCUGACAAUCAAAACAUCAACAAUCAUAAUAUCAACAACUUUGAAAGCAUUGAAAACAUCCCCAACAACAUCAGAAACAACAACAACAGCUACAGCAGUAGCAACAAUAGUAGACUCAACAACAAUUUCAACAAUAUGCACAUUGUUGACAACAUCAGCAGUAAAAACGAUAGCUGGAGUAAAGCCGAUGAAGUAAUUAGCAAUUCGAAUAACAAGAUGGCCACGACGGGUAACUCAAGGAAGAAAUUCAUCUUGGUGAAUGAGGAACAUGUCGAUCUUAUAAUGAUCUUCCUUCUCGGCCUUCUUGUUUUUCAACUUUUUUCGCUCUUACGAGUUCUUGCUUACUACCACAACAUACGACGGCGUUCUAGACGUCGGCAAAAAUUAACCGAAGAAAGUUAUUUCUGUCGCAAUUGUUGCCAAAAGAAAGACUCAAAUUUGAAAAGCAGUUUCAUUGGAUGCUUUGCUUUGGAAUUUUGCAAGAAAAAACUAUGGCUGAAAGUUUUGGAUCUUGUUAAAAUUUUAUUCAUGUUGAAUAUUGCGUACGUUGUAAUAUCCUGCUGUCAGCAAGUAAACAAAUUUCAACUAAAUCACCCGACAGAGCAGACGAAAAUAAAUAAACCUCUCACAGUUAUUAAAUCAAGCUGCGUUCAUAACAAUAAAAAUGCACUGCUGCAUGCGUUGAACGAACCUCAGUAUUACAGUAAAUAUGGAUUUGAAAAUGAUGUCCACAAUGAAUGGAUGGUCGUCUUACCAACGAUACUGUCAGAUUUCUUUUCUCUUUACCGGAGAAACAAAACUAAUAUUAAAUAUUCCGCCAACUUCUUCGAUUAUCACAAGAUUGAAAUUUUCAGUUCAAAUAUUUUGUUUGAAAGUCAUAUUACGAAUUUUAAAAAAUACAAAACAUCCGUAAAGUGGUAUAUAGAAAUAGAAAAACAGAAACUGUACGGCCUAAGAGUUAGCGCCAUUCAAUAUUUACUGAAACAGAUUUCUACAAUUGAGAGUAUAAAUCUGUUGCAAUUUCAUAGAAAUUUAUUUUUAAAGAACAAAAUCAAUCCGGCCAACAUUACCAAUCUUUUUCACAACGUCAACAAUAAACUCUCGAACUUUCAGUCAAAGUUCGCGCUGAUACUACAGCAGAAACAAAGCCCCAACCAAAAAUUUAUUAACCAGGCCGUAAAUCGGCCAUCAUCGUGUGCAACAUUUGUUAGCGAGAACAAAAUGUGCUGCACAUGCUGCUUGGUCAAUGAAAAAUCAAACAAAAAUGUAGGCCGGCACAAAAUUGAUGUGACUCUUCAUUUCAACAUUGCUAAUCCGAAAGCCAAAUGUUUUCCUAAUGACAUGUUUAGGAACAUAGAAUAUAAAAAGAUCAAAGACUGCAACAUAUACAACCAAAAUAAUUUUGAAGACGACGGAAAGGGCAUUGACAACAAAAAGCACAACAAAAAUAGCAACGCCUCAGAGAAUGAAAACAUCCUCAUUGCAUUUGACUGCAUGGUUUGUUUGUUCCUCCUGGCAGUUUUAAAUAUAUUUUCAAUGCUUUACCGUCUUUUAAUAAAAGUAACAGCGUCGGAAUGCAAAGCGCAAACCAGCGGUAAGCCACUUGAAAUUUUUGUUUGCAGAUACAAACGCGACAACGACAAAAUUAAUAGUAACAACAGCACUAUGGAGAAUGCUUCCCACACGGCUUCAAGCAGCAACAAAGAUUGGAAAAACAUUUCAAACGAUUUGCAAAAAAACAACCCUAACAGUUUGAAUAAGAACGAAAGCACCAUACCUGAGCAAAUAAAUUUAUGCAAACUUUUAAAACUGUAUCAAGAUAGAAAAUAUUCUGGUUCGACAGAAAUAUCGUCAAUACUUCAACAUUUAUCAAACAAUAGCCUACCAUCGCUGUCCAUAUUUUCAACGUUCACAAAGUUCAACGAUUACAGUAGUAGCGAUAUGAAUAAUGCGCUGACACAAAACACUCAACAUGCUAAUUUCUUCAAUCCUGCAUCGUCAGCCUCCACACCGCCAUCAAUCAUUCGUUCGUCUCGUUUAUCAGAAGAUCUCCGUGCCUUAUUUUCCAGCAACAAAAACGUCGACGAAAUUCUUAAUUCGAAUGAAAAUUUUUAUUUCAAGUGUGACUGGGGCGAUGAAAAUUCUAGUGUGAGUUUAAUUAAGGACAGAUUAAUAAGCUACCACUUGAAUUUAUUCAACAAGCCCUCAUUAACGCUACCCUCGCAGAGUUCUGCUCUUGCCAACGAAUAUGGUUAUGUGUCAUCAGAAAUAAUGAGAAUCACAAAACUCUCCGACACCACCAACACCCAAUCAACACUCAUCGAAUUAUUAAGUUUCGCGUCGGUUUUUAUUUUUUUGUUUGUCUUCUUCACGGUGAUGCUACAAAUCUCAUUUGAAAAUCUAAGUAAAUUUUACGCCUCAAAAGAAAAAACUGAAAAUAGAAAUGACUUAAUCGAAGAAGCGGUUUUUAUAGAUAGAAAUAUAAAAUGGUUCGUCUUGGGAAGGUUUGAAACAUUCGCAUUUGAGGUCUCUCUCAGUAACGUGCUCUGCCUAUUCUUAAAUGUCCAAGUGGAGGAGUGCAGUCAUGUUGAAAGGCGUUUGUACGAUGAAAUUGUAUUCACAAUCUCCAACGUCGUCAUUCCAGGAGUUAAUUAUAUCGACGAUGCUGAAGGCAGCAAUCCAAUUGUACACCUAUCAAACGACCACCAUCUUGGAAAUAAUAACCAUUUUAAAUUUAUAUUUUACGCGAUGUCUGCCGUUUUCAUUCUGCACUGUGGCCUUUUAACAAUAUUUGAAGCUUUACGAAUCGUCCCUAGUAAGCAAAUAAAAAUGGACUCUUCUGAUUCGAUAAUGGAUAUACAUGUUUCAAAGAACGGCUCAUGCUGCCGUCCAAAAGAAAAAAUUUUGAUCAGUGCAAAAAAACCAGAAGAGGUAGAAUUAGUCGGAACCACGAGCAACUCUGACGUCAAUUCUUCUCUGAGUUUAAAUGUUAACUUAGUGUCAAAAAACUGUGAAAAAUUAAAACAUGAUUCGAAUUAUUUAAGAGAUUUGUCGACAAUCAGUCAAACAUUUACAGAAACGCAUGUUUAG